AUGUUUGUACUCUCGAUAAUCAAGGAUACCGUCGCGGUACACCCAUCGCAUUUCGCCGCGCCACCACAACAGGCCAUAACGAAUGAGCUCAACAAAAAGUACUCCAAUCGCGUGCUGCACGAUGUCGGGCUGUGCGUAUGCGUGUUUGACCUCGCGGAAGUCGGCGAGGGGAAGGUGAGGUACGGAGAUGGGUUCUUGUGGUAUAAGGUGGUCUUCCGUCUAACCGUUUUUCGCCCGUUUCCAUCCGAGGUCAUCCUCGCGAAAGUCAAAUCUUCAGACGAAGACGGCAUCCGCUUGACUGUCGGGUUCUUCGAUGACAUGUAUAUUCCUUUAAUAUUCCUUCCCGAACCUUGUGCAUUCGAUCCAAAUGAACGAGCACACUUCUGGCUUCCAGGUUCGGAAGCCAAGUCCACACAUGAACUGCUCGACUCCCCCACGGCCGACCGCAUGUACAUCGAUGCAGGCGAGGUAGUCCGCGUACGCGUCGAGUCCGACGAGUUCUACGAUGACGAACCUGGGCCGCCGAAGGCGACGGAGGGCGUGCAGCAGGUGCCGGCUGAGCCUCGGAGACCGCCAUAUACCAUCACUUGCUCUAUAGCAGAGCAGGGCUUGGGUCCGGUCUCCUGGUGGAAAAAUGCGGGCAUCGAAGCGAUGGACGAGGGAUGA
Messenger RNA from Laetiporus sulphureus 93-53, 666 nucleotides. RefSeq lists its product as uncharacterized. The record is from RefSeq and is a predicted model, not a curated record. Gene Ontology annotation, cellular component: RNA polymerase III complex. NCBI's taxonomy places the organism in Eukaryota, Fungi, Basidiomycota, Agaricomycetes, Polyporales, Laetiporaceae. The transcript has 6 exons. Gene Ontology annotation, biological process: DNA-templated transcription; transcription initiation at RNA polymerase III promoter. The coding region runs from base 1 to 666 and encodes 221 amino acids.